AUGGGGAUGUACUCUCUGGCUAGCGAAUUGUCUACCUUCAAGAACCGAAGUGCAAUAAAGGUUAGAGUUAUUCGUAGCUACCUGGUACGGGAAAAGAAAGGUUCUUCUGACAUAAAGAGUCAAGAAUUGGUCUUACACGACCCAGAGGGAGCUGUCAUUCAUGCAACUAUACCAGCAAAGAUUGUUCCAAAGUUUAUCCACAGUUUUGUAGAAGGCAAAGUGUAUGGUAUCAAGAACUUUUACGUUGUUUCAAACUGGCAUACCUACAAGACUAGCAUGCACGAAUAUAUGAUGCAAUUCAAUCAUGAAACGAUUUUCAAAGAAUUGAGGUCAGAGAAUUUCCAUUGGUACAUGUACAGACUGAGGUCUUUUGAUAGUUUGAAAGGUAAUUCAGAAUUAAAUGAGAAAGAGCUCAUUGAUAUCAUUGGUCGGGUUGUUGAAGUUUAUGGACCUCAAGAAAAAAAUAUUGGUGGAAAUAAUGCUAGGCUCAUAGACUUUGUGCUUGAGGAUGCCCAUGGUAAAAAGUUAACCUGCACAUUUUGGGGCGACCACGUUUCCAAGAUUCAGCAUUUAUAUGAAGCUCCUUCCAAAGAUCUUGUGAUAGUUCUGAUACAAUUCUGUAGGAUAAAAAGAGGGCUCAAAGAUGGUGAGGUCAAAAUCUGCUCAUCUUAUGAUGUAACUCAAGUCCUUUUCAAUCUGGACUAUCCGGAAUUUAUCAACUUCAGGGAUAGUCUUACGGACAUAGGAUAUCAAACACCGAUGAGAAGUAUAGCUUCCCUGUCCAGUUUUAGUUUUACAAACACUAUGGAUGAAUCCAGCAGUAAGUCUAUGGAACUAAUCACCAUAAAUGAGAUCUAUGACAAUGAUAAGUAUGGAGAUUUCUGGGUUGCCACAAGGAUACAGGGUAUUGUUAAUCCGACUGAUUGGUUUUAUAGCUCCUGUAGGAAGCCUGGAUGCUACAAAAAACUUAAAAUUUCUGAAGGAGUCAAUAAGUGUUUCAAGUGUUUUCAGAUUUGGGAAAUUGGUAUUUUAAGGUAUAAGAUUACACUGCGUGUUGUGGACAUAAAGGGUAAUGCUUCAUUUUUACUAUGGGAUAGGGAGUGCCAGGAGUUGAUAGGAAUUCCAGCAACAGAGCUAUAUGAAAAGAGUAAUAAGACCAAUCAGCCAUUACAGCAGAUCACAGAGUUGGUAGGCAAGACUUUGUUGUUUCAGAUUACAACAAAGUCAGAUCACACAUCCCACCGUAACACUCCAUUUCCUGUGCUGAGGAUAAACAAUGACCCACAGGUUCUGAAAGAACAUUGUAGUCAAUUGCUGCAAUUGCAAGAUAAUGAAUGCAACUCUAACAUGCAAAUAAGUCUGGGUGAUGAUGAUUUUUUGGAGGGUAUUUUAAGUGAUGAAGCUGAAAGUCCCAUAGCAAGUAUGCCUCCUGUAGCUGUUGGUGAUGCAACUGAGGGACCUGUCAAGAGGUGCUUGCUAGAUCAAUUUUCAUCAACACAGAGUGGCAAGAAGCAUAAAGAGACCAAAGUGAAGUAUCUAGCAAGCAAGAGAACCGAGGAAAAACACUAUGGAUAUCAUAGGAGAUUGCAUCCAUGA
Molecule: messenger RNA, 1596 nt
Organism: Ipomoea triloba (trilobed morning glory)
Lineage: Eukaryota; Viridiplantae; Streptophyta; Magnoliopsida; Solanales; Convolvulaceae
Exons: 10
Coding region: 1-1596 (531 amino acids)
Source: RefSeq, a predicted model, not a curated record